AUGGCCGCCAUGAUCUCACGCAGAUUCAGCUCCAAGCUUGCAAGGCUCUCUCAUCCUUAUUCAUCAUGGUCUGUAUCCUCCGCCUACCUCAUCACCCAGAAUCUCCAAGACUCUACGCCUAAACCCUUCACCCACUCCUCUAAUUCCACUUUCUCACAAUCACACUCAAACCCCAUCACCGUUGUCAAAGACUACAAAACAGCACCAAAUCCAAAACCCAUGAACCCCAAUCUCAGUUGGGUACCAACUAGAAAAUCCAAUCAAAGACCCAGAUUUCUUUCAACCUCUAGUUCACCACCAUCAGAAUCUGAAAAGCCCCAAAACCCAAGUGAAUACCCUAGUCAAAACCCUGAUUUCAAGCACCAAGAAAUUGAAGGACCGACCGUGGAGCGAGACCUAUCGUCCUUGGCCAAUGAGACCAGAGAAGUUCUUGAAGGGAUGGCAAAGAACAUGUAUAAUCUGAGCAGGGCAUUUGCUCUUCUGGGGUUGGUCCAGCUUGGUGUUGGAGCUUGGAUUUCAUACAUAACCAAGUCCACGCCAAUUCCAGAGGUCUCAAUUCAGAGCAUUUUGGCAUUUGGGUUGCCGAUCUCAUUGGCAUUCAUGUUGAGGCAGAGUUUGAAGCCGAUCUACUUCUUUAAGAAGAUGGAGGAGCAAGGUAGGUUGCAGAUUUUGACACUCACUCUUCAGGUUGCUAAGAAUUUGAAUGUCUUCUUUGUUCGGGUUCGCGGGGUUUCUUUCUUGUGUGUUGCUGGUUUGUCAGUUGGAGUCUUGUUUGCUGUGCUUACAAGAUGA
Molecule: messenger RNA, 792 nt
Organism: Prunus armeniaca (apricot)
Lineage: Eukaryota; Viridiplantae; Streptophyta; Magnoliopsida; Rosales; Rosaceae
Source: the annotation of a GenBank genome assembly